GCCCGGUGGUUGUCACUACUGACCCGGAUGACUUCCAGUAUGAGCUACGUAGCCUGUAUGUGCAGGGCGGCACUGACUGCCCGGAGAUGUCCAUCACUGCAAUCAAGGAGGCCAUCGAUGUCUCACUUCCAAACUCGUUCAUUUAUGUGUUCACGGAUGCAAGGUCCAAGGAUUACUUCUUGGUGGAAGAAGUUCUGGCAAUGAUACAGAAAAAGCAGAGUCAGGUAGUGUUUGUCCUGACGGGGGAUUGUGGUGACCCCGAGCACGAGGGUUACAUCGCAUAUGAGCAGAUCGCCUCCACCAGCUCGGGUCAGGUGUUCCUGCUCAAGAAGACUCAGGUCAAUGAGGUGUUGAAGUUUGUGCGGGUGGCGGUGCAGACACGCAAGGUGAACCUGAUGUCAGUGGAUGUCAAGGACAAGUUUGUAAAUGAGUUCAAGCUGCCAGUUGACUCACAGCUGCAAGAAGUCACAAUCUCUGUCAGCGGACCAAACCCACGCAUAUCUGUCACAGAUCCUUCUGGAAACAAGCUGACUCCAGCACGAGGCCUGAAGAAGCUCCUAGACAUCCAGAACGCGCUGGUGUACAAUGUGAAGGACCCCCAGCCCGGCGUGUGGAGGAUGAACGUGGAAGGGCAGGGAAGGCACACUAUCCGGGUCACGGGGCUCAGCACCACAGACUUUGCUGCGCGGUUCUCACGGAAACCAGGAACAGACCUCCUGCUUGGCGACUAUAGGCCGGUUGGAGGUGUGCCCACGUACUUGAAAAUCAAUGCCACUGACCUCGGCUCCCCGGGGGCGUACAGCCAGGUGGAGUUGUUUGACCUGUAUGGCAUGAGUCUUGCUGUGUACCCGCUGGCGCGCGAUGGGAACAGUACCAGUCUGUACACAGCGCCACCGUUUGUGCCCCCAGAGACGUUCUUUUAUGUUCAGGUAAGCGGAGUAGACCAGAAGGGCUACAUACUACACAGACAGACGCCAACAGCAAUCACGCGUCUGGUGCCAGGAAGGCCGACGGUUUACAUGCCAGAAGUCACUAAGGGGUAUUUUGGUCGUACCGCGGUGUUGACGUGUACCGUAGACAGUCUGGUUCCCUACAGUGUGCGAUGGUUCAAGGAGGAGGUGCAAGAGGGACCGGAACUGUAUUUCCAAGACCCUGCCAACUCCACGCUAGAGAUCCCUGCGGCCAAUCAGUUUGCAGAGGGCAUCUACUUCUGUAACGCCACCAACGCUGCCGGCACAGUCCGUGUACCAACUUUUCUUGAUAUCAGUGAGCCGCCCCCCUCCAUCACCAUGCCCCAGAACGUGUCGGUGUUGCCAGGUAACAGCGCCCUCCUGACGUGUCACGUGUUUAGUGCCGUGGAGCACAACCUGACAUGGCAUGGGCCUGCGUACAAGGACCCCAUCAGGUCAAGCCAGAAGUUUGUCAACUUCAAUAAUGGAUCCUUACUUGUCAGGUCAGUGGUACGUUCAGACGAGGGCAUGUACACAUGCAGGGCUUCCAAUGAAGGGGGAACCACCGAGAAAAACGCCUAUAUACACGUACAAGUUGCUCCAACAGUCAAAAUAAACCCACAGACAGCAAGUUUCAAGGUCGGUGAGACUCGCGAAUUCACAUGCAUUGCUACCGGAUUUCCGGAACCUUCUGUGAACUGGCUACGCGGAGGCCAGGCGGUCAUAACCAAUCAGAACGUCCGAGUCGUGGCUAACAAGCUGGAGUUACGGAACCUGAAACGCGGAGACGAGGGCAUCUACACCUGCUGGGCGUUAAAUGCUGCAGGGGAAGUCACUACAAAUGCAGAACUGAAAUAUAUCGAGGAGCCUCACAUAUCCGUGUACGAGAGCAAGGUACUGGUUGCCAGCGGCGAUGAAGCCAUAUUGUUUUGUGGAGCAGACGGCAUUCCUAAACCAGAAAUACACUGGUACCGUGGUGAUGUAGAGUUGAAGGCCCUGUCCUACGUACAGAUCACAGACCAGGGUCAGUUGAGGAUCCUGGGGACCCAGCAGCUGGAUGCAGGGCAGUAUCGAUGUGAGGCCAGGAACGAGGCUGGGAAAGACGAGGCAAUCAUCACACUGGAAGUCGGAUCCCAACCAGAAGUGAUUGAGGCACCUGCCAACGUUGAUGUCAACAUCGGCUCCAACGCCACGCUGCACUGUCGGGUUGACGGCCUGCCUGCACCAAAGCAGUUCUGGCAUCGGGCAGACGGGAGGCCCCUAGAGAAGGGCAAUAGGGUCCAACACCUGCCCACUGGGGAACUCAUGAUUCUGAAUGUUAGUCUUGAGGACCAGGGCAGCUACACCUGUGUGGCCCAGAACCAGUUUGGUACAGUCGAGAGCUCUGCUUUUCUUACCAUCACUGGUAUAGUUUCCCCUGUACUAGAAGUGUUAGCACCAGAACUGGAGGUUGUGGCUGGAGACACUGUGGAACUCAACUGCAGGCUAUUUCAAGGCAACCCAAAUCCCAAACUGGUUUGGUUACGUGGUGAACGGCCAAUCCAAGAAGACAGUCAUUUUAUUGUGCCACAAGAGGGGAGUGUUACCAUAGAAGAUGUACAGUCGGUCCACAGUGGAGAAUACACCUGCCAUGCCUCCAAUGUGGGUGGAAAUGCCUCCUUCACUGUUCUACUCACUGUCAAAGUGCCUCCCAAGUUCAACUUUGACAACCCUGAAGAUGAGCAGAUAGACUUCAACAUCGUGGAAGGGGACAGGGUUGUGUUGCCGUGCAAUGUCCAGGGUGACCCCAGGCCCCAGAUAACAUGGUUCAAGGAUGAGAGCCCUAUCUCGCUCACAGACUACCACUACUUCAUCAAUGAGGACGGCAGUCUGGAGAUCUACUCCGCCGAGGCCAUAGAUACAGGGCUGUACCGUUGCCAGGCAACCAAUGAGGCGGGGGAAGUUGAGAAGAUUGUCAACCUAUUCGUACAAGUUCCACCAACUAUUGCUGGUGAUCCGAAUGAAAAAUACAUCGUAAUAGAGAAUGAAACAGUCGUGUUACCAUGCGUUGCUAAGGGCAUACCACUCCCAAAAGUAGCCUGGCGGAAGAACUUUAUGCCGUUCGAACCAACAGACUCCGAGAGGUAUCUGCUUGGAGAUCAUGGACUGACGAUUACAAGCGUACAAGUCGAGGACAAGGCCAUCUAUGAAUGCAUCGCAUCCAACAAUGGGGGUGAAGAGACAAAAGUCCUUGUACUCGUAGUUCAAGUUCCCCCAGUCAUCCUGGAAACCAACAACACAGAGUUCACAGUUCUUAAGGGGGACACAGUUCGGCUCCACUGUGAGAACUCUGGUGACCCCCGACCUCUUGUGGAGUGGAAGAAGGAUGAGACGAUGUUGGCGCUGUUUGAUGACGUCAGUGGCCUCAAACUCGUUGAUACAGGGUCGAUAGUGAUUGGUGCUGCCCGGAUUGAACACUCAGGGACCUACGUGUGCAUUGUGACCAAUGAGGCUGGUAUUGCAACCCGGGACUUCACUGUAAAAGUAGACGACCCGCCCCAGCUGCCCAAUAACCUGACAACCUAUAAAGACGUAGUCGAGGACAAUGCUCUGAUCCUUCGUUGCCCGGCAACGGGCACCCCACCACCCAUCAUCACAUGGUACAAAGAUGGCACAAUCAUCUCCGGAGAUCAGCUUGGGGUGGUGAUACUGGAGGAUGGUUCCCUGCAGUUGCUCUCUGCUGAGGCAGAAGACUCAGGCCUUUACACAUGUGAGGCAUCAAACUACGUGGGAACCGUCAACCACAAUGUUACCGUCAAGGUGUGGGUACCACCAAAACUGACUGGGCCUGACAAGGGCAAGGAAGGAGCAGUGGACAAUCCCAAGGUCAUCCUAGGUCAGAAUGUGACCUUGACCUGUCCAGUGGAAGGUGACCCUGACCCAGAGAUCACUUGGUUGAGAAAUGGCUUCCCACUGAGCGAGACAGAAGACAUGGAGUUCAAGUAUUCGUUGUCGUAUGAUGCACGGGAGCUUACAAUUUUUGAAGUGCAGGUUGCAGACACAGCACGUUUCAUGUGUACAGCAAAGAAUCUGGCCGGAGAAACAGAUAAAAGCUUUGACCUUGAUGUCUAUGUUCCACCAGCCAUUGAUACAGACAUGGCUUCACCUGAGAAGAACGUGGUGAUUCAGGAUAGCUCGCUCUACAUCGACUGCCCUGUCUCGGGAGUGCCAAGGCCCAAAGUCACAUGGUAUAAAGAUGGAGAGCUGUUGUCCCCAGAACUUGACCCCAACCUGCGUCUCCAUGCCGACGGGCGGCGUCUGGAGAUCAAGGAGGCACGGGUGUCCGAUGCUGGCGAGUAUGUCUGCGUCGGAGAAAACAUAGCGGGGUCUGCAGAGAACAAGUUUGAUGUUGAUGUGCAUGUCCCACCAAAGAUUGACAGGCCAGGGGAGAUAAGCAAACCUGAAAUCGUCAAGAACGACACUAUCAGCCUCACGUGUCCAGCAGCAGGUGUGCCCAUCCCAGAGAUCACUUGGUACAAGAAUGGCAUCGAGAUUGGAGCAAACUCGAGUCAGUUCAAGUUGUUGAACGAUGGUUGGACCCUUGAGAUUGUGUCUGCUCAGAUAGCUGACAGUGCAAGGUACACAUGUCGUGCUACAAAUGCCGCUGGAGAGAGUGAGAAAGUGUUUGAUCUUAAUGUGCUGGUACCGCCAUUCGUUGACAGAGCCCUAGUGAACCUGUUCCCCAAGGUGGUUGUGAACCAGUCUACCAUCAUCAGCUGUCCUGCAGAAGGCAAGCCCAGUCCCUCCAUCACCUGGUUGAAAAAUGGUUUGCUGUUAGAGACAAGUGUACAGACACGCUACGAGAUCCUGUCUGGGGGACGUCAGUUGAGGAUUAAAAACGCCCAACUCUCCGACACUGCAGGAUAUGUGUGUGUCGCUGAAAACAAGGCUGGCAUCCACUCUGUGGACUUUAACCUCACUGUUCUAGUUCCACCACGGAUAGACACGCGCCGCACCAACGCAAACCCAAAAGUAGUCCAGAACAGCACGUUGACGCUCACGUGUCACGCCACUGGAGUACCGUCCCCUGUUAUCACAUGGUUUAAAAACGGUGAUAUGUUGCUUAGCAACAACGAGAGCUUUGUGUUUGUUGAUGGUGGACGGGAGCUGAAGAUAUUAAACACGCAGGUAUCUGACUCAGGCAUAUAUUCGUGCAAUGCUGCUAAUGAGGCCGGGGAGUCUGUGGUCUCGUACAAUGUCCAAGUGCAAGUGCCACCCCAGCUCGACAUGGAUGACAUCAACCCCAGUCCUCACGUCCUCCUGGGGGGCUCGGUCGUGCUUAACUGCCCCGUGUUUGGUGUACCGGAACCAGAGGUCAUGUGGAUGAGGGCGGGGCUACCCAUAAACAUUGACACAAAUCCUUUUUACAACCUUGAGGGUGAAGGUCACAGGCUGGUCAUUACUAAUGCCAGACUGUCAGAUGCAGGUCUCUUCGUGUGUGUGGCUAACAAUGAGGCUGGAACCAUCAGCCAGGAGUAUAACCUAGAUGUCUGGGUUGCCCCCACAAUUGACCGCACCAACCUUGACCUUGUGCAGGACGUGAUCAAAGGUCAGCCAAUCACGCUCUUCUGUCCAGCGGUGGGCAACCCAGAGCCAGCCAUCCUUUGGCUAAAGGAAAGUGACCCCGUUGAACUGGAUGGCAGAGUCCAGAUACUGAAUGAUGGACUUCAGCUGCGGAUCUCAAAUGCAUCUAUAUCUGACACAGCACGGUACACGUGCGUGGUGCGUAACGCUGCCGGGCAGGACUCUGUCUCUGUGGACCUGAGCGUGCUAGUUCCCCCAUCCAUUGACGAAUCCAACGUGGUAUACUUUCGAAGAGUUGUCCAGAACAGAACCAUCAUCAUUGAGUGCCCAGUAUCAGGUAUUCCAAAGCCCAAAGUGGCUUGGCUGGUGAAUGGUAAGCCAGCGGUAGAGAGUUCGGGCCUUCGGAUCACACAUGGCGGGUACAACCUCGAGAUCCCAAGUGCCCAGGUCAAGGACUCUGCAGUGUACACAUGCGUGGCUUCCAAUACAGCGGGGGAACUGCAGAAAAAAUUUGAUCUUGAAGUGCAAGUUCCUCCCGUGAUAGACCGUCGUAACCUAGAGACAAGGCUGUCAGUGAUACAGAACCGCACACGAGUCAUCUUCUGUCCGGUGUACGGGAUUCCUACCCCCUCCAUCCUCUGGUCUCACAAUAACGCCCCUCUACUGGACUGGCCCUAUCCCAGAUUGACCUUGACCUCCAAGGAGCAGCGUCUGGAGGUCACCAACGCCCAGGUGGAGGACGCGGGCACCUACACCUGCACAGCAACCAACCCUGCGGGACAGGUGAAACAGGACUUUCAGCUUGAAGUCAACAUUCCACCAAACAUCGUAGAUUCCGAGUACGUCUCCGAGAUAUCAGUGACCCGGGGCUCCCUGGUGACCCUUGAGUGCAUUGCCACAGGCAACCCUGAGCCCCAGAUUGCCUGGAUGAAGGGGUCGCAAGUCAUCGAGAUUUCCCAGAAUCCUCAGAUGCGGAUCCUCAAAAAUGGGCGUGUCCUUCAGAUACCAAACUCCAACGUAGAGGAUGCUGGUCGCUACAAAUGCCAUGCCGAGAACAAGGCUGGUAUAGCUGAGAGGCUGUUUGAACUUCAAGUACACGUUGCCCCCAGUCUGGCAGGUCUGAGUGGUGUACAGAACCUCUGGGUGAUUGUGAAUGAGCCUCUGACCUUGGACUGCCCUGUAGAGGGCGUGCCGCCCCCCUCUGUGACCUGGAGUCGACAAGAUCAGUUUAUACAGCCGUAUGGCAACCCAAGACUCAGGUUGCUGGAGGAUGGCAGGAAGUUGAUGAUUGUCAGUUCUCAGCUGCUGGACCUGGGAGAGUACACUUGCUACGUGGAAAAUGUGGCGGGAAACGAUUCCCUCAAAUACUUUGUCAAUGUGUAUGUUCCGCCAACAAUUGAGGGAGGCUUUGAGCAGAUUCAGGCGGUUGUCAACAGCCAGGUGACCUUGUCCUGCGAGACAAUCGGCCUUCCCGACCCCAUUGUCACGUGGACCAAAGAUGGCGUCAACUUCCCCACGACCGGUCUAAGACACCGGAUGCGGCCGUCUGGAACCAUAGAUUUCAACUCUGUCCGUUUGGAGGAUGCUGGCGAUUACAGUUGCCUAGCAACCAAUGAGGCUGGCACUGCAACUAGGUCAAUGACCUUAGAGGUUCAAGUGCCGCCUCGAAUCCUUGGUCCCCAGUCUCUGAAUGUAGAAUCCAUCGAGGGAAAGGGAGUCGUGUUGCCGUGCAACUUCACCGGGGCACCUGAACCCAGUAUCAGCUGGCAGAAGGGUGCAACUGUGCUGCGAAGAGGAGCAGGAAAGGAAUUCCUGGCCAAUGGUUCCCUGUUCAUCCAGCAGACCACAGAGGCAGAUGGCGGGGUUUACGUCUGCAUUGCACAGAACACAGCUGGAACUGCUUUUGGACAGAUCAGACUCCGGAUAUUCAUGCCUCCUACCAUCGAGGUGCGGGAAACAGCUUUCGUGACCUCCAAUGGUCAGAACAUUGUGUUGCCUUGCCGCGCCACGGGUAAACCCCGCCCCACAGUCACAUGGGAGCGUAACGGGGUCGCAAUAUCUGGCAGCAGUUCCUAUGUGCGGGUGAUAAGACAUGGGCUGGCCAUACCUUUUGCCAGACCUGAGGACGCAGGCACGUACACAUGUGUUGCCACUAACGAUGCUGGUACAUCUAGUGUAGAGCUACGUCUUACUGUGCAAGUUCCGCCUCAGAUCGGUGAGGCGAGUCGCCUGCUGACGUUCACGGUUGAUGAGACAGCCUCGCUCCAGUGCACGGCCAUUGGGAUCCCUGCCCCAACAAUACGCUGGCUCAAAGAUGGUAGGGAGCUGGAGAACUCACAUAAAUACAACAUCACCUCGGGUGGGACUCUGAUCAUUAGAUCCCUCAAGGAGGAGGACACUGGAAGUUACCUUUGUUCAGCAUCCAACAUCGCCGGGCAAGCAACACAAGAGAGGCUGAUUAGAAUUCAAGUGCCUCCAUCGUUUAUCGUGGUUCCUCGGGUACAGGAAGUGCUGCUUGACUCUCGUCUGGAGCUACGAUGUACGGCAGACGGCAUUCCCACCCCUACCAUACACUGGAAACGAGACGACGUGCUCAUACCUUCUCAGCCAAGUGUGAAUGGCCGCAGUUUGCUGAUCGUGCAGAAUGUUCGACCGGAGGACGGCGGGGUUUACACGUGUGUGGCACAGAAUCAUGCCGGGGAGGCAGAGGUCAGCACUGUCGUCAACGUGAAAGUUCCCCCAGAGAUCCUGACUCCGCCUGGCAACAAGGCGGUCACCGUGGCAGAGCGGGUAGUGCUGGCUUGUUCUGUGGGAGGUGACCCCCCGCCAAAGGUCGUCUGGUUGAAGAACGGCCGCCCUGUGAAACUCAGCGACCGAAUCAGACAGCUGAACAAUGGGUCCUUGGUCAUAUACGACUCUACAAGUUCAGAUGCUGGAGAGUACAAAUGUGUCGCCACUAACGAUGUGGGCACGUCAGAAGGAGUUGCCAUGCUUACAGUGAGAGAGCCUCCCUCGUUCCUACUUGAGCCUGUGGACACUCGUGUUGAGCUGGGAGCCAAUGUACGACUGGACUGCCUUGGGGUUGGGGAACCAGUACCAGACAUGCAGUGGAUGGUUGGCUGGACAGUACUCAAGGACGAAGGGCGUCUGUCCAUCCUACCCAACAACUCUCUCAGGAUUGUUUCUGCCCAGCUGUCUGACUCAGGCACAUACCGAUGUAUGGCAAGCAACAACCUGGGCCAGACCUUCAUAGAGGUCAACAUCACGGUCAUAGUGCACGGUUUGUGGUCAGAGUGGUCUCCCUGGGAAGCCUGUAGUCUCAGCUGUGGAGAGGGGAUACAGCUGCGCCACAGGUCAUGUGACAACCCAGAACCAGCCAAUCAGGGACGAGCGUGUGUCGGGGAGCCAAUAGAGUCCAGGCCAUGUCUGAACAGGGGAUGCCCAGUGUCUGGCAACUGGGGCAUAUGGUUACCAUGGGAACAGUGCAGCGUGACGUGCGGGCUCGGUCGUCGAACAAGACGCCGUCUGUGUAAUAACCCUUGGCCUCAGUUAGGCGGGGCACCUUGUGAAGGGGAGGACUUGCAGACAGAGGUCUGUGACAGCGGCCAUUGUGCAGUUGCUGGCGACUGGGGUGGCUGGUCUCAAUGGCAACCAUGUUCUUCCACCUGCGGGGAUGGUAUCCAGGCACGCUCGCGCACCUGUAACUCCCCAUCGCCUAGCAACGGGGGCAGGUUCUGUCGAGGUUCUGACACAGAGAGUCAGACGUGCAAGGUGGCCGAGUGUGCAGUUGAUGGUCAGUGGGGUAACUGGGGCUACUGGGCCCCGUGUUCUCUGUCCUGUGGGGGAGGGUCAAGGUCACGACAGCGGCUGUGUAACAACCCGCGUCCUGAGUACGGGGGCCAGACCUGCACAGGGUCUGGGAACGACACAAUGGCUUGCAAUAGUGAACCUUGUCCAGUACAUGGAGGAUGGUCCCCAUGGGGACAGUAUGGGGAGUGUUCAGUCAGCUGUAACGGGGGUCUGAGACGUCGCUAUCGCCAGUGUGACUCUCCAUCGCCUAGCAAUGAUGGGCGCCCCUGUCCUGGCAGGUCUGAUGAGGCGGAGACCUGCAACCAAGUACCCUGCCCUGUUGAUGGCAGGUGGUCCAUCUGGUCUGACUGGAGCAAAUGCUCACGUACUUGUGACGCAGGAAGGAAAACUAGGUCAAGGUCAUGUGAAGGUCGUCAAAAUGGCGGACUGGAUUGCCACGGUGAAAGGGAGCAAAUCAUGGAUUGCUUCAUCACAUCUUGUUACAAAAUCCCCAUACUUGGAGAGGGAAGUUUGAUAGGCAGCAUUAACAGCGUUGAAAUCAGCGGUGCGCGACUGACCGCCCACAUGGUUCCGUUGCCGGGCAACACUGCCACCCUUGUGAAUGUCACUGUGGAGGGAAUACCAUCAGAACUAGUUCCACAUUUCCGGCAUCUCCUGCCAAUUCUGAGUCCGCUCUACUGGAGCACUGCAACUGAGAUGGACGGAGCGUCCAAUGGUUACAAACUGACCAAGGGAGAGUUUGCAAGGGAGGUCCAGGUCCAGUAUACCACUGGUGAAAUUCUGCGUGUUUCCCAGUAUGGUAAAGGGGUCGAUGCCAAGGGCGUAUUGCAUGUGGAUCUCGUAGUGAGAGGGGAGGUGCCAGAGAUAGAGGCAAGCAGACUGGUCAAGAUGACACCGUUCUGGGAGGAUUACACCCAAACUGGACCAGGUACAAUCCAUGCGGACUCGACCAGCCUUUUCCAGGUGGACGGGUUUGUUCUUCCAUAUGCGUGGAACCACAGCAUCAGCUACAGCUCCAGGAAUUCUAGAAUGCCGUUCCUCAUGGAGAAAUUGCAUGCGCGAAACAUUGAUGUGAUCGUUGAACCCGAAAAGAAUAUUGUCCAGUUCCGGUUAGAAGUGAGCAUUUCUCCAGGAAGUCCCAGUGACCAGUGCCCAACAGGAUUUAGACUGAACCCAGAGGGACCAUACUGUCAAGACGAUGAUGAGUGCCGCCGGUUGCAGCCCUGCACCCACCUCUGCCACAACUCCGCCGGCAACUAUUAUUGCUCGUGUCCCCCUGGUUACACACUCGACGUGGAUGGAAGACAGUGUAUCGAUAUCAAUGAAUGCUCUACUCUAGUGGAUCCAUGCCCUGGUGGUCAGCAGUGUGUGAACUCCAUUGGUUCUUACACGUGCUCCAUGAAAUGCAGACAGGGCAUGAGACUCUCUGAUGACAGGCUGAGAUGUGAAGACAUUGAUGAGUGUGAUGUGCCCCGUUCCCCAUGUGAACAGGUGUGCGCCAACUCUCUAGGGACAUUUGUGUGCAGCUGCAGACAGGGGUUUGAACUUGAAGCCAGCGGCAGAUGUACGGAUGUGGAUGAGUGUAAGGUGAAGACUAAUGCAUGUCCCCGAGGUCAGGAGUGUGUCAACUCUGUAGGAAGCUACAAGUGUGCAGUACGCUGUCCCAAAGGCUAUGAGAUGGUGAUAGGAGGGUGUGCAGACGUGGAUGAAUGCAGGACCAAUCAGCAUCGCUGCUACUACAACCAGAAGUGUGUCAACACGGAGCCCGGAUACAAGUGUGUGUGCCCGCGGGGCUACAGGUCAGCUGGUCCUGGAACACCAUGCUUUGACAUAGAUGAGUGUGAAGAGACGCCGGAAGUGUGUGCAUACCAGUGUGAGAACACUCAUGGCGGAUACGAGUGUCUCUGUGCUCCCGGACAAGUCAGACUCGCCGACAGGAAAUCAUGUGCCGGCCUUGAAUUCAUUGACCAACCAACCAUUCACGAUGUCAGCAGCUUAAGGGCAAACCCCAACACCCUCAGUAAAACACUUCACCGCUCCUCUGAUAACGAUGUCAUGGAUACGCGUCAUAGCAACGCAAACCCUGCUCAAGGGUCAACGACAGACAACACUAGCACAAAGAGUGCGGCACGUUUGGAAGUUCCCACCGUUGCCCCUAGCGAUGGCUUUGGCACUGAACAAGGUCAAGGUCAGGUUGUUCGACACACAGACCCUGUGAAUGGUUUUGGGGCAGAGGUUGAGUGGAUUGAAGUGUAUGAGAAGAAGCAGAUACGGAAUAAAAAAGAAAAGAACAAGGACCCAAAAGUGAAAAACAGCAAGAAAGCAAAGCGAGGCCGCUUGACUAAGAAGUGUUCUGAGGGCUUUGUGUUAAAUGAUGGAUCUAAGGAGUGCCUAGAUAUUGACGAGUGUACAGAAGACCCUGGGGUGUGUCAGCACAACUGUACAAACACUGUGGGGGGCUACAACUGCACGUGUCCCCCGGGCUACCGUAUAUCCAAGGAUAAACGCACCUGUGAAGACGUGAAUGAAUGCAUCGAGUUUGAUAUCAACUGCGGGCGUGAUAAGAUGUGCUUUAAUACAUUGGGAGAGUUUACGUGCAUUGACGUCCCCUGCCCAAGGGGCUACCAGCGGGACCCCAUCACAAAUAACUGUGUCCUUGAAUGCAUAGACGCCGAGAUCGCCUGCCCACAGUCCGCAAAGUUUGCAGACGUCAUGGAAUUCCGAACUCUGGCGUUGCCUAGCGGCGUCUUAGCCCAACAAGAUCUGAUCCGCCUGACUGCGUACAACCAAAACAACGAGAUUCUACACAGGACAGUUUUCACAAUUCUGGAGAACGAUGUGCUUAUACCAUUCCAGAUCCGGCUGGAGGACGGGAUAGGUAUCGUGUACACGCCCCGCGUCCUUGAAGACAGCCGACUGUACAAGAUCAAGGUGCAGGCCAAGUCAUUUGACAAUGUGAAGGACAAUAUCCAGUACCAGACAACAUUCAUGAUUCAUAUCUCGGUGUCCGCUUUUCCGUAUUGAUAAUUUUAGGAAUUACCAUGUUUUUAUUUCCAAUAUGGUCUGUUUUCUUUUGCCUCUCUGUAUUUAAUGUUAAUUAAACAGUUCGCAGUAAUGAUAAUUUUAUGUAAAGCUAUUGUCUGGUUCUUUUUAUUCAUUAAUGUAAUUUUUAGAUCACCUGGUGAUAAGGUGCACAUGGCAACUACCAUGAUCUUGUUUUGUAUGUCUUGCAUUAUUUUCAUCAAACAAUAUCUCUUCCUUAUCUUGUUACCAAAUAUUGAGAAGAUCGUUGGUUGAACCUCUUGAAAAAAAUCAAUUCUGUAUUUUGCCUAUGUAAGUCACCAAAGCUAAAAAUAGAAGAUAAAAGAAGUGGAUACUAAAAAAAAAACAAAGCUGAAACCACAAAGCUUAUGUCUGCAAUGUUGGUUUGUGACUGCCCCUUAAGUACCUUUACAAAGAUUCUGGAAGAAAGAAGCUGUGUCAAAACAGGCAAUAUACACGUAUAUUGAAAAUAACUUCCAAAAACUAUAAAACCACACAUAAAAAACCUUUGAUCUUGAGUAUUUAACAUGGGGUGCUGGUCCUCUACUCUUUCUUGUAGGUUCAAAACUGGCCAUGCACCAGAGGUCACAAACUUUUACUAAGGUGAGCUAUUUAGGGCCUUGUUACCCCUGUUGUUUAAAAUGAUAAUUGGUCACCAUUUAAGUCUACAUUAUACCCAUGUUACUACUUAAGAUAUUUACCGUUAGGAUAAACCCCUUACCAAACUGACUUACUCCCGCUUAUAUGCGAAGUAUAAGGGAGUUAUAUGCGGUUUAUAAACCGCUUGUAAGUCGCAUAUACUCAUUCAAAUAUCUUGUAUAAGCGAGAUAUAAGUCUAAGGCAGUUAUAAGCGAGAUGCAAGUCUAGAAAUGUUUCGCAUAUAAGCGGCUUAUAUGCGGUUUAUAAACUGCAUAUAACUCCCCUAGAGCAUAGCCAAAACUAUCCACCUUUUUCUUUCGCUUAUAUGCGGCUUAUACACCGCUUAUAUCCAAGCCUCAAACUGACCAAUCAGUGACAUUUUUGCCACAUGAUCCAGAUUGACCAAUCAGAGCAACACAAUACAAUAACAAGUUUGAAAUUUUCAGUCAAACACUGGUGUGUGUCUUUUUAAUGAUUUCUAACAAUGCUGCCCAAUAAAGAGGUAAAUAUAUAAAUCUUUCUAAUCAGAUACUGUUAAUGGUGUGUAUUUUUAUAUAAUUUAACGAAAUAACACAUUCAUUUUGAUGAAUAAGGUAUUAAAUUAGGGCAUAGACAUGUCACAGUUUGUCAAAAGUGGGUGGGGUAAUGGUCAGUGUUUUCUUAAAAACAAUGUCAUAAGCUCAAUAUGAUAUUGGUAAGAUUUAUCUAUUUUAUUAGAUAAAAUAAUGAUAUAUAGUUAAAUGAUGUCCGUCUGACUAAUAAAAUGUCUUGAUUUUGAGUUUUUAGCUCACCUGAAUGCUCAGGUGAGCUUUUGUGACCGGUCUUUGUCCGUCGUAUGUCCGUCCGUCCGUCCGUUAACAUUUGCACGUAAACACUAGAGGCCACAUUUCUUUUCCCAUCUUUAUGAAACUUGGUCAGAAGCUUUGUCCCCAUGAAAUCUCGGCCGAGUUCGAAACUGGUUUGUGCCGGGUCAAAAACUAGGUCACUAGGUCAAAAAAAAGAAAAACAUUGUAACACUGUAGAAGUCACCUUUCAUGCCCAAUCUUCGUGUAACUUUGUCAAAAUGUUUGUCUUAAUGAUAUCUUGGUUGAGUUAAAAAGUGGUUCCGAUCCGUUGAAAAACAUGCCGCCAGUGGGCGGGGCAGUUUUCCUUAUUUGGCUAUAGAGAACCCUUGUAAACACUCUAGAAGUCACAAUUGUUGCCCAAUCAUCAUGAAAAUUGGUCAAAACAUUGGUUCAAUUGAUGUCUCGGACGAGUUCGAAAAUGGUCGAGAUCGGUGAAAAAACAUGGCCACCAGUAGGCGGGGCAUUUUUUUCUAUAUGUAUAUAGUGGCAGUUUUCCCUAUUUGGCUUUAGAGAAACCUUGUAAAAACUCUAGAAGUCACAAUUUUUGCCCAAUCAUUAUGAAAGUUGGUCAAAACAUUGGUUUUAUUGAUAUCUCGGACGAGUUUGAAAAUGGUCGGGAUCGGUGAAAAAACAUGGCCGCCAGUGGGCGGGGCAUUUUUCUCUAUAUGUAUAUAGUGAAAACAUGUGAACACAGAAGUCACAUUUUGGCCCAAUUUUCAUGAAAUUCGCUCAGAACAUUUGUUUUCUUGAUACGAGAGUUGAGUUAAAAAAAUGGUUCCGGUCAGUUGAAUAACAUGGCUGCUGGGAGGGGGCAGUUUUCUCAUUAUACCCCCACCCUUUCGAAGAAGAGGGGGUAUAUUGUUUUGCUCAUGUCUGUCCGUCCGUCCACCACAUGGUUUCCGGAUGAUAACUCAAGAGCGCUUAUGCCAAGGAUCAUUGAACUUCAUAGGUACAUUGAUCAUGACACGCAGAUGACCCCUAUUGAUUUUCAGGUCACUAGGUCAAAGGUCAAGGUCACGAUGACCCGAAAUAGUAAAAUGGUUUCCGGAUGAUAACUCAAGAACACUUAUGCCUAGGAUCAUGAAACUUCAUAGAUACAUUGAUCAUGACUCGCAGAUGACCCCUAUUGAUUUUCAGGUCACUAGGUCAAAGGUCAAGGUCAUGAUGGUCCGUCCGUUCGUUAACAUUUGCUCGUAAUUACUCUAUAGGCCACAUUUCUUGUCCCAUCUUCAUGAAACUUGGUCAGAAGCUUUGUCCCAAUUCUUGUUAUCGCGCUGACGUCACCCACGGGGCAGUACCUUAGCGACGGUGAAAACAAUGCCCUAGAUACGGUCGAUUAACAACGCUGAUUAAGCUAUCUCUGUUGGCAUUUCGCCAACUGCAUUCCUAUUUGGAAGUUGAUAAGUAAUUAAAUGUGCUUUAAUUGGCGUUUGAAAUGUCUUUUGACUGUUAUAAAUGGUUAGAUUGCACUUCGAAAGCCCAAUUAUCCCCAAUAUGACCAGCAAAUUAAAAUAUUUUGACUAAAUGAAAUAUCCGUAUAAAUUACAUACGGGAUGUUGGAAAAAUGACCCGACCAAAUGGCCAAUGUUCGAGUACGGCGACAUUCAUAUCUUUCUCAUUGAGACACUAGGUAAAUAAGUUUAUUCUCUAAUAAUGGGAGUAUCAUUGUAGAUGUUGAUGUAAUUAAUAUUGUCGUUCUUUUAGAGUUCAUUCAUAUUCGUACAUUGUAUAUUUCUACUAUGUCAAUUCAUAAUAAUAACGCGAAGCUGGAAAAUUAGUAGGAAAUUCUGGUACACCUACUGAAAGCCUAAGUUGUGUUAUCAAAAUCAGGCUUUAUUUACUUUAUACUGAUCUGAUUUAUAGUAUUUCUUUUAUGUUGGUGCAUUAUCCGUUUACAUUGUGAUUUACAUGCCAUUCAUUAUGACCCAAGAUUGGUUUAAUAAACGUGACUUACUUACUAAUUGUCUAUCGCUUUUACGUUUUUGAUUAAAUCAAAUUAAAACAAAAAAUAGAUCUAAUUAAUAUUUCAAUAAAUAAAAAAAAAACUCAACCUGUAAGUUAGCAUUUACUAAAUUGGCAAAUGCAUUAAAGCUGUUAGUAUAUAGGAAGUCAAUACUAAAACUCUAAUACUCAGCCCUGUUAUAUAUCACUUCUCGUCCCUGACAUGUGUUGUAUAAACCAGUUGAUUGUUAUGAGUAUGAGUGACAAAUAUAUAAGAUUUUUAACACAC
Dreissena polymorpha is the source of this 16079-nucleotide messenger RNA. RefSeq names its product hemicentin-1-like. Gene Ontology annotation, molecular function: calcium ion binding; cell-cell adhesion mediator activity. Gene Ontology annotation, biological process: dendrite self-avoidance; homophilic cell-cell adhesion; axon guidance. The transcript is spliced from 80 exons. The record is from RefSeq and is a predicted model, not a curated record. Lineage: Eukaryota; Metazoa; Mollusca; Bivalvia; Myida; Dreissenidae. Gene Ontology annotation, cellular component: plasma membrane; axon. Bases 87 to 12347 code for a protein of 4086 amino acids.